AGCAUGUUUUACUCACUUCAUUCAAUGUUCAGCGUCCCAUAGUUACGUGCCGGCUUGUAUUUUCACUCCAUUCCAGAAACUGACAUGACUGGUAACUAUCGCACUGACUGGCAAUAUUGAAAAAGUGUACAAUUGGAAAUAUCCAGGACUCCGUCUCAUGCUGAAUCUCAGGGAGAUCUAAUCAGUUUAUCACGACAGGAACCAAAAAGUAGGAAACUGAAUAUGCAUCGACACCUGUUGGCACCCUUUCUCGUUAUCUUUUCACUUCCGGUUUACACAGCAAAUAUCCUUGUGGAGACGACCUCUGGAUUUGUCCGUGGCUUCGCUCAAACUGUGGAAGGGAAUACAAUCUAUACGUACCUAGGCAUCCCGUUUGCUCAACCUCCCGUUGCUCAUCUCAGAUUCCGCCGUCCGCUGCCAAUCGAAAAGUGGACCGACGUUUAUAAUGCAAAUACCCUCGGAAACUCUUGCUUUCAAAUGCCCUUUGAGACUUUUCAAGACAAGGUGGGGAAAAAGUCCGAGGAUAUGUGGAAUCCGAAUACAAAUAUGAGUGAGGAUUGUUUACAUUUAAAUAUCUGGGUACCGGAAGUGGCUGGUGAUACGAAACUAACAACGAUGGUUUGGAUAUACGGAGGCGGUUUUGUGACCGGCUCAUCCACACUGGAUUUAUACGACGGAGCGCUGUUCGCAAGUUCACAGCAAGUUAUAGUGAUAUCAGUUAACUACAGAUUAGGUCCACUUGGAUUUCUAUAUUUAGACACCGAAUAUUCUCCCGGAAAUAUGGGGCUGUUGGACCAACAAUUAGCACUUAAUUGGAUUCAUUCUAACAUUCAACACUUCGGUGGUUCACUAGACGAUGUAACGUUGUUUGGAGAAAGCGCCGGGGCUGCUAGUGUCGCCUACCAUAUGAUGGCAAACAAUUCGCGGGAUCUUUUCAGCAACGCCAUUUUACAGAGUGCUUCCGCUCUUGCGCCUUGGGCAUAUACUAAACCGGAAGUGGCUUUAGAAUAUGCCGAGGCGUUAGCAAAUGUUUUUAAAUGUGGAUCUGCUGAAAAAAGCUCAGUUAUUGAAUGUUUAAAAACAAAGGAUGCGCGUGAAUUAUCUACACAAAUGUGGAAUUUACCAAUAACUGCAGUGUCAUUUAAUUUCGUCCCAACUAUAGACAACUACUUUAUUCACAAAUCGCCCUCUGAAUUCUUCAGUUCAGGCAGUUUACCCGCGAAAAACGUAUUACUAGGGGUAAACAGAAACGAGGCUAUGUAUUUCCUGUUUUAUAGUUUAUAUGUGGAAAUGAACUGGCCGAAUAAAACACUGAUGCGACCCGAUUAUUUAAAAAAUGUUCCAAUGACUCUGUCUCCUAAUGGAUUACACAAACUAAACGCAGUAGAAGACAGACUCAUAAUAGACGCCAUUUUACACCGAUACGAGAGCCACCUACUUCCGGGUGAUGAGAAGGACUAUAUGAAACUUCUAGAUGAUAUAAGUGGAGAUUUUGCAUUCAAGUGUCCUGUGAUCAAUUUCGCACAGAAAUACGCACAAUCCAAUGGAAACACCAAGAGGGUUUACUUCUACGAGUUCAGCCACCGUCCGUCCGUCAGUGCAUGGCCUGAGUGGUCAGGCACUCUGCACGGGGACGAAAUUGAGUUUUUAUUCGGACUUCCACUUCGACAGGGAAGCACAUACACCGCCAACGAAAGGUCACUUAGUCGGGAUAUGAUGCAGUAUUGGGCCAGAUUUGCACGAACAGGUACGCCGUCGAGUGACUGGCCACCAUAUUCGUUUGAGAACGAGGAGUACCGGAAGUUACAAACGGCAGUCGGUCCAUACGAGAGUGUGUACGAUAGGGGUCUGAAACAUAGUUAUUGCCAAUUCUGGAACGAAUACAUUCCAAAACUUCAGAACUACCUCAGAAAAAAAAAGCGCUGUGAUUGUGCUGUAAACACAGGACACCGGAACUCACACUUCUAACGCAUGCGCUGAUAGUAGUGGCUGUAUUAUGUUGUAAUAUACUGUUUUUUGGCAGAUAGAAGUACGUUAAACUAUUUCAGAUAAAUAUCACUCAGGUCAUUAUAUUGAACGUGGUUAAUUAUAAUCAGAAACGAUUCCAUAUAUACAUGUACAUACAAAAUGUUUAAACCAAAACUUAAGUCUGAGAAUUUUCAAGAAAUAAGACCCUGAACUAAGUCGCCAGACUUCCGGUUAUCUGAGUAAAAUAUCUGUCCAAGUUUUGACUGGUUUAUUUCGAGAAAUCUAGACCAGAGUUUAAAGUUACUAUUCUAACUGUACUUCGUCUGAGGCUAUGAUGUUAAGGCGUUAUUGAAUGAGGGACGAUAACUCUUAUAGCGAAAAACAGUUCUAACAAUUACCCGAGUUACUUCCCGUCCUUCACAGCACUGGUCUGGUAGUCGCACUGUAUAAAUGUCAUUGCAUUUAAAUUUCAUCAGUCGGUGUGUGUUUUCCACAUAUGUCUGAGUUUUUAUAAGAUUGAUUGAAGUGGCUACGGUUAGGGAAUGCUCACUUCGGUUGUUCUUUGUGACUGAAGGGACAGUACCCAGAGACCCGGAUGACGACAAAAUACCGUGUAGAUCGCCUAUAGGAAUCGACACAGUAUAUCAAGUUCUAGUAUGUAAGUAGUCACGGUAUAUCAAUUGACGAUUUACAGUGGUAGAUCCAACACCAGACCCACCCCCCCCCCCCCCCCCCCCCCCCCCCACCCCCCCCCCCCCUAUGAUUCAACUGUUAUAAAGCUCGGUAUUUUCAGGGGCAUUGCCCUUAGGGACCCCUAAAAUCUUUGUCCUGGACCCGCAGGGGGCCUCAAGAAAGGCGGACGUUAAAACUGUUCCCUCCCCCAUUCAACAUUUUACAUCUACGACAGGUUUACAAAAUAUAUAUCGGGAAUAGCGAUUGGUCUACAAUGAGUGGAGAGAUACAGCAGCAUCGAAUGUCUCGAACAUUGCAGCUAUGAGUACCGUGCACAUUUAAAUUCCGUACACCUAUUAAUUCAAUACACCUUUAUAGCGUGCACCUAUGUAUAACAUGCACCUAUGUAUAACAUGCACCUGUGUAUAAUGUGCACAUAUGUAUAACAUGCACCUGUGUAUAAUGUGCACCUAUGUAUAACGUGCACCAAUGAAACCGCGUGCCUAUCAAUGCCAUGCACCAAUGAAUGCCCUGCAUCUAUUUGAUAACGUGCACCGAUUAAUGUCAUGCGUGUAGAGUACUGCGCCUUCUAAAAAUCCACCUAAUGAUACCGUGCACUUAUAAAUAUCAUGCACCUAUGAUUAACGUGCAUUUAUGGUACUAUUUUAUAGAUACCGUGCACCUAUCAAUACAGUACAUCUAUUAAUUACUCUGAUCCAAUGUAUACCGUGCGUCCAUGGGCAUUGCGCUGCUAUAAAUACCGUGUACCUUUUAAUUCCCAACACAUGUACCAAUGAAUACCGUACAUCUAUGAGCACCGUGCAUCUAUUAAUUCCGUGCACCGAUUAAUACCAUGUACCAAGUGUUGCCACGCCCAGUUUUCCCCGUAAAUCCAUUAACCCUAGCCUUCAUGUUUACCAGUUUGAAACGCACAUGGGCACAAUACGAACAAUGAUUUGUCUAAUGCAUACCUGUAGAUUCUGCCAUACUGUAGAUUCUGUCAUACCUGUAGUUCUGUCAUACCUGUAGGUUCUGUCAUACUGUAGAUUCUGUCAUACCUGUAGGUUCUGUCAUACCUGUAGGUUCUGUCAUACCUGUAGGUUCUGUCAUAUCUGUAGAUUCUGUCAUCAACAGUUUUGUUUCAUAGAGACACAUGUAAAUAGAAUAAUGGGGGAAUCGCAUUUCAUGUUUAAUUUGUAAUUACUUGUAGUGACACGAAGAGCUUUUUACUCUCGUUUUCUACAUUGAAUUCUCGCUGGGACGUAAAGAGCUCUAUACUUUCGUUUUAUACACCGACUUCUCGCGGUAGUGACGCGAAGAGCUCGGUUACUCUCGUUUUCUACACUGAAUUCUCGUUGGGACGUAAAGAGCUCUAUACUUUCGUUUUAUACACCGACUUCUCGCGUUGUGACGCGAAGAGCUCGGUUACUCUCGUUUUCUACACCGACUUCUGGCUGUAGUGACGUGAAUAUCUCGUUUUCUACACGGAUGUUCUCGCUGUAGUGACGUGAAGAGCUCUCUACUCUCGUUUUCUACACGAGAUCUUGCUUCUCCCCAACUCUCUUUCCAUGUGGUCAUCUUUGAUGAUAUGUUUAAGUGCAAAUAUCCCUACUGUUCUGCUUUCGGAAUUAAAUUUUACAAUGAGUAUCUUGUACAUCAAGACACUGAAUUGCAUAUGAAUGUUAGGAAUAUUUAUGCCCAUUCGAUUCAAUUCAAAUUAUAUUAAUUUAUUUCCAGAAUGACGUAAGUUAUUAAAAUCUGAAACUGAACAUUGCGGACGCCAUUAUUCCAAUAUUUCCAAAGUAGAACUUUGACAAGAAAAAAAAUAUGAUAAUGAAAUCAUAAAAUUUAAAACCCAGAAAAAUGAACAUUUGUAUAUAUCUUUGUGAACACUUGAGGAACUGUGACGUAAUAGAGACAAGGGCAGAUAAUCGAUAACUACAUGCUUUUCAAUAGACAUCGACACCCAUUAGUGUGACCGAACUAGACUUUAUAAUCUAUUAUAUCUAGUGUAGCGGGUAGUGUAUUGCUUUCCCCUUUGUUCUUUGUGCGUGUUUAAUUUACUUAUGGUUCAAUCACACACCACGAAUAUUUUUAGUCAUUCGCAAAGUAGUCCAACGCGUAGUGAUAUGUUAAAUCAUUUUUCCUGAUAAAAUGUAGAUGUACUCUUGUAGUUCACGUAUUAAAAUGGGUGAACAUAUACAUCUUUUGAAUUAUUCUUCCAUCCCACACCAAAAUUUAUAUAUAUAUAUACCAAAAAUCGUGAAUUCUUGGAUCCACACUAAAAUAUGUAUAACCUGAAAUCGUGAAUUCUUGGAUCCACACCAAAACAUAAACACAUAAACUUGAAAUCGUGAAUUCUUUGAUCCACACCAAAAUAUCUAUUUCGUGAAAUCGUGAUUUUUCGAUCCACAAAAAAUAUGUAUAUACAAAUGGAAUAAUUAUAUUCAAAGUGUCAUCACUUCCAGUAAAAUUUGUUAGUGUUUAGCGUUUGAGCUGCCACACUGCGGAGGGUGUUCUGAGAGAACCCCCGUAAUUCCCGAGUACCAGUUGUCCAUUCAUCACGUGAUUUGAAUGAUUUUAGUGUUUUCCACAUUAGUACGCACUCUUAUGAAUAUCGAAAAUUUAAAGUCUUUGUGUUACCAGAAUAGUAGGGGAAAUACUUGUUAGUUAAUUAUUAUUCUUUAAAUUUUCAAACAAAAACAAAAUAUAUAAUUAUGCGUUUAGGAAGAGUCAGCUUUUGUUAGUUUUAUUUUUUUGAUAUAUUUACUAGCAUAUUUACUAUGAAAAUCAUUUCAAUCAAAGAUAUAUGUACAUAGAAAUAUAAAUGUUUCAGUUAAAAUAUAUUUUGUAGAAUAAUGAUUACUCAAAUAUUACUUAUGUAAAAUUUUUCCAAUGUUAUGCAAUAUGUUAGAGCAUUAGAAUUGUCUGAAACACCAUCUGUGUGUUACGGUUGUUUAUAACAUGUGAGAGACAAGCCACCAUGUCAUUGUAGCAUGGAUUUUAAUGUUAAUAAAUUUUCCAAUGUA
Molecule: messenger RNA, 5669 nt
Organism: Ostrea edulis (European flat oyster)
Lineage: Eukaryota; Metazoa; Mollusca; Bivalvia; Ostreida; Ostreidae
Product: acetylcholinesterase-like
Exons: 5
Coding region: 223-1968 (581 amino acids)
Biological process (GO): choline metabolic process; acetylcholine catabolic process
Cellular component (GO): plasma membrane
Molecular function (GO): acetylcholinesterase activity
Source: RefSeq, a predicted model, not a curated record